Molecule: messenger RNA, 1759 nt
Organism: Owenia fusiformis
Lineage: Eukaryota; Metazoa; Annelida; Polychaeta; Sabellida; Oweniidae
Source: the annotation of a GenBank genome assembly
CUCAUUUGUAUAUAGACACAUGAUCUUUGCAGAGCAUCUUGGUAGAAACCAACCCUCUACCGAUAGCGAAUUAAUCAAGUAAGGUGGUAAUCAUCUAAGAGAGCAAGUUAGCAAACCUUGACUUGGACGAUAGCGAGGAAAUGGAAUCUCAAGAACAGGGCUCUAUUAAUACAUCUCUAAAAGGCAAAACGGUUGUGUUCGCGGGGACGCUCGCAAAUGAACAGGUAGUCGAAGCUGAAAAGACCAGUGGCUGUAAGGUCUUGACAUCUAUUAGCAAGGGGGUUGACUUUGUUGUAGUAGGAGAGAAUGCAGGCCAGCAGGCAGACGAAGCAAAAUCGAUGGGUAUACGAUGUCUUACAGAGACUGAAUGGAGCGAUGUGAUAAAUGAUAGCGCUGACUCAGGACCAUCACAGUCCAUUGAAGUAAAAAAUGAUGGUAGGAAACGAAUUUGUAAAGCUAGUACAAAAGCUACGGACAAAGACCAAGUAUGUUUAUUUAGUGAUAUCCCAGAUGUUGCUCUCAUACACGUGUUCCAGUACCUCCCCAUGUGUGACCUGAUAAACAUUCUCACUGUCUGCGAAAGAUGGAAUGAACUUAUUGAAGAAAGUGAUUACCUUUGGCGCAAGUUUAUUCCAAAUAACGUCGACCCGCCUGCCAAUUGUGCCAAGGGGUUUCUUAAAUCUUUAUGGACGAGGAGCAUAAAAAUUGGCAAAGAGAGAUGGUUACCAGAUGUAUCGAGAGCUUUCAGAGCCCGAAUGAGAGAAAUGGAUAGAUGUAGUCAGUGGGGUUUUGGAGGCAAGGACCCAAUGCGAGCAGGUGCAACAUUGUACCAGAGACUCAACCCUACAUAUGACUUUGUUGAGAAAGGGGGAGACCCGGAUAAUACAGAACUACUAAGUGUUAUGAAAGAAGUAUGGGAGAAGUUUAAUAAGGGACAGCCAUAUUUCAGGUCUGACAUAGAUUCAUAUUCCGAUCUAGAAGACAGUUAUGAGAUAGAAAGUGAGAAAGAUGUGAUGAAAAAGUCUCGCUCGGUCUCUUACAGUGGCACAUUGGAAUUUGUUCAGGGUAUCGUGGAGCCAUCCUAUGCUACAGAGAGAUAUGCGAUAGAUCAGAGAGAUCUUGAUGGGUUUUCACACCUUUCUGAGAUAACAGCUGAUUCUCCACCACCCUAUAAUAUCGAAGUCAGUGACGAUGAAGAUGCAUCGGAAGACAUUCAGAUGUUACAGAAGCACUACAAGCCGCCAGAGUUGUCCAUUUACAAAGAGACCAUGGGGAUUAUAUUUGGAGAAGACGACACAAAGGAGGCCAGGAAAUUUUCCCUCAACGAUGGCUGCUUCAAUGAGAAUUAUGAGUAUUCGUAUACAAUCCUCAUUGGACCUUAUGCAGUCUUGUAUGAAUCAAGAUUUUACGAUUUAUAGACUAACAAAGUAAAGCUAGAUCCAUUAUCUUGGACCACGAAAAAUAUGUUUUGCAACGUCACAAGUGAUUGGCAUGAUGAUCACACUUUGUCCCUCCGAGUUUUGAUACUGUAUCAAUUAUCUUAAAAGUUGACCCACUUCCACCUAUAAAAGGGUAUAUAGUUUUCAAUGUAUACAGUGCAGAGAUAAUAGAUCAGAGAGAAUGUUUUAACAUAUCGUAAUUUUACUGGGCUUGGUUGCCCAUUUUGUUGUUGUCAUUCUCUACAACAUACUACUAAGCUCCACGCCCAAGUAUUUUUUAUUUUGGCAACAUAUGAAUUCGUUACUUAUUAUAGACCGCA